GUAGUAGGCACUGCUUGGGGGAUCUGUGUGUGAAUUGACAAUCACUGAAACGAUUUCCCUUUACAAUUUUGAACAAACAAAAUGCUCCAAAUCGUUGGAAUGCUACUAUUGCUAUUGAUGCUGAUGGCAGCGGGUGGCCAGGCAGAAAUAUCGCGUCAUCGUUUAACCAUAUUUGCGGAGGCGGGUCGCAUGGAAUGCUAUCAUCAGGCUGUGGCUGCCACAGAGCAUAUUAUGCUUGAGUAUCAGGUGAUCUAUGGCGGACAAGGCGAAGCGCAUAUCAAUUGCAAUUUAAUGGAUCCAUUGCGUCGUCUCCUCAUUACGGAUCACAAACAAGGCCAGGGCAAAUAUCAACUGGUGGCCAAUGAGACGGGCAUUUACAAGUUGUGCUUUGACAAUACCAUCAGCACGUUUAAUCAGAAGAUUGUCGUGUUCAACCUGGAGAUAUUGGCCGCCAAUCAUGAAGAGCUGGAGCGUCAAAAGACCAUUAAAGAGAUGAACACUGACUAUCAAUUCGAUCGAACAUAUUCGCACAUUGAUGACUAUGUGACUAAGAUUACGGUGAACUUGAUGCGUUCGCGUCAGAGUCAGGAUUACAUUCGUACGUUGGAGGCCAAGGAUCGCAAGGUGGCCGAAUCGAAUUUCACAUUGGUCAAUAAUUGGUCUGCUGCUCAGUUUAUAGCCAUGAUUAUUGUUGGUAUGCUGCAAGUGUUUAUGCUGCGCAGCAUCUUCAAUACUGACGGCAGAUUCUACAAGUUUUGGAAAAAGAUUUAAAUGUGUCUUAAUGCGAUAAUAAAGAAUAUAAAUUAGUAC
Molecule: messenger RNA, 810 nt
Organism: Drosophila sulfurigaster albostrigata
Lineage: Eukaryota; Metazoa; Arthropoda; Insecta; Diptera; Drosophilidae
Product: transmembrane emp24 domain-containing protein 1
Exons: 1
Coding region: 82-771 (229 amino acids)
Biological process (GO): Golgi organization; intracellular protein transport; endoplasmic reticulum to Golgi vesicle-mediated transport
Cellular component (GO): endoplasmic reticulum-Golgi intermediate compartment; endoplasmic reticulum; Golgi apparatus
Source: RefSeq, a predicted model, not a curated record